Onychostoma macrolepis is the source of this 4959-nucleotide messenger RNA. RefSeq names its product NACHT, LRR and PYD domains-containing protein 3-like. Lineage: Eukaryota; Metazoa; Chordata; Actinopteri; Cypriniformes; Cyprinidae. The transcript is spliced from 9 exons. The coding region runs from base 300 to 3602 and encodes 1100 amino acids. Gene Ontology annotation, molecular function: protein binding. The record is from RefSeq and is a predicted model, not a curated record.
GAAGAUAUCAAGCUAACUGUUCUUUUUGGACUGUUUUCUGCAACAUUUUCCAGAUUUGGAUUCUGCUCUCAUGAGAAACUAUCAAUAGUGAAACAUCCAUCUCAUGCAUAAUGAAGCUAUGAAUGUUUGUUUCUUCACUAUGGAAAUGUGGACGAGGUAACGAGCACAGGAUACCGCAGUCUGAACUCACAGUUCUCCCUAAGAGUUUUACUAGUGAAUCCGAAGGACACAUGUGUUCCUAAAUCAGAUGAACGCUUCACCGUGGUUGAAGCAAAAAGGCCUUGUAUCAGUUUCUCAUUAUGGACAACAGAGAGAACAUUGCAUCUGAAAUGAUGCAGGAGACUCUGAAAACAUCAUCCCCAGAACCCAGCUGUGUGUCUCUGAGGAGUAAUAAAUCGAUGGAUUGUCAUCCUAAAUUCAGUGAUGAAGCAGUGACUCCUGACCCAGUUGUGUAUAGAGAUGCUCAGAUGGGAGAUCAGGAUUCUCCACAACCAGUAGAUGGUGAACUACAGAGAGUCAAAGACCAGCUCAAAAUCAGCAUGAAGAACAAGUAUGAGAGAUUAUUUGAAGGAACAAAACUCCAAGAGAAUGAAACCCUCCUGAACAGGAUCUACACACAGCUCUACAUCAUAGAGGGAGAGAGUGAAGGAGUGAAUGAAGAACAUGAGGUUUUACAGAUGGAGAAAACACCCAGAACACAACACUCACAAGACACUACAAUCAACUGCAAUGACAUCUUUAAAGCCUCACCUGAACUAGGAUGUAAGGAAAAAGACCAGAUCAAGACUGUUCUUACUAAAGGCAUCGCUGGAAUCGGAAAAACCGUCUCUGUGCAUAAGUUCAUUCUGGACUGGGCCGAGGGAAAAGCCAAUCAAGAUGUAGAUUUCAUGUUUGUGCUUCCAUUUCGAGAGCUGAACUUGAUCCGAGAUCAUCAGUACAGUCUUCAUAGACUUCUGCUGGACUUUCAUCUUGAACUUAAAGAUCUGGACUCAAAGAUUUAUGAGGAGUGUAAAGUUGUGUUCAUCUUUGAUGGUCUGGAUGAAAGAAGAAUCACACUGAUGUUUACAGACGCUCAGAAAGUUUGUGAUGUGAAUGAGACUUCAUCAGUGAGUGUGUUAAUGUCAAACCUCAUGAAAGGAGAGCUGCUUCCCUCUGCUCUCAUCUGGAUCACCUCCAGACCAGCAGCAGCCAAUCAGAUCCCCUCCAAAUACAUCAACCGCCUGACAGAAAUUCAGGGAUUCACUGAGCCUCAGAAGGAGGAAUAUUUCAGGAAGAGAAUCAGUGACGAGCAUCAAGCCAGCAGAAUCAUCUCACACAUCAGAAGAGCAAGAAGCCUCCACAUCAUGUGCCACAUCCCCGUCUUCUGCUGGAUCUCAUCCACUGUGCUUCAGAAGCUCCUGGAAGAAGAUCUGAGUGCAAAAAUCCCUCAAACUCUGACUGAAAUGUACAUCCACUUCCUGCUGAUUCAGAUCAACAUGAGGAACCAGAAGUAUGAAGAGAGAGAUCGAGAGAAACUCCUGCAGUCCAACAGAGAAGUGAUUGUGAAACUUGCUGAAGUGGCUUUCAAACAGCUGAUGAAGCGCAAUGUGAUGUUCUAUGAGGAGGACCUGAUUGAGAGUGGCAUAGACGUUACUGAUGCCCUAGUGCAUUCUGGGAUUUGCACUGAGAUCUUUAAGGAGGAGUCUGUGAUUCAUCAGAGUAAAGUCUACAGCUUCAUUCAUCUGAGCGUUCAGGAGUUUCUUGCUGCUUUCUAUGUGUUUUACUGCUAUUUAAUAAAGAACAUAGAGCCACUGCAUGAAUUCAGAUCUUAUGGAUUUAAUCAAGUCUCUCUGUAUGAUCUACUAAAAGCAGCAGUAGAUAAAACCCUCAAGAGUGAGAAUGGAAGGCUGGAUCUGUUCCUGCGGUUCCUGCUGGGCGUCUCACUGGAGUCCAAUCAGAAACUCUUACAGGAUCUACUGACACACACAGAGAACAGCUCAGAGACCAUCAGGAGAACCACACAGUACAUUAAAGAGAAGGUCAAAGAUCCAGGUUAUAUUUAUUAUCUCUCAGCUGGUCAAUCCAUCAAUCUGUUUCUCUGUCUGCUGGAAGUGAAAGAUCAGACUCUGUCCAGAGAGAUUCAGGAGUUUGUGAAAUCAGACAAACACUCAGAGAAGAAACUGUCUCUUGCUCACUGCUUAAUAAUUGUCUACAUGCUUCAGAUGUCAGAGGAGCCGCUGGAUGAGUUUGAGCUCAUGAAAUACAACACAUCAGAUGAGGGGAGAAGAAGACUGAUACCAGCUGUGAUCAACUGCAGAAAAGCUAUUUUUUCUGGCUGUAAUCUCACUGCUCAGUGUUGUGAGAGUUUGUCAUCAGUUCUUCAAUUCUCAAAUUGUGUCCUGAGAGAGCUGGAUCUGAGUAACAAUGACCUGCGGGAUUCAGGAGUGAAGUUGAUCUAUGAUGGACUGAAGAGUCCAAACUGUCAUCUGGAGAUACUGAGUCUUGCUGGCUGUAAUCUCACUGCUCAGUUUUGUGAGAGUUUGUCAUCAGUUCUUCAAUUCUCAAACUGUGUCCUGAGAGAGCUGGAUCUGAGUAACAAUGACCUGCAGGAUUCAGGAGUGAUGCUGCUCUCUGACGGACUGAAGAGUCCAAACUGUCAGCUGCAGAUACUGAGUCUUGCUGGCUGUAAUCUCACUGCUCAGUGUUGUGAGAGUUUGUCAUCAGUUCUUCAUUCCUCAAACUGUGUCCUGAGAGAGCUGUAUCUGAGUAACAAUGACCUGCAGGAUUCAGGAGUGAAGCUUCUCUCGGAUGGACUGAAGAGUCCAAACUGUCAGCUGGAGAUACUGAGGUUGUCUGGCUGUAUGGUGUCAGAAGAAGGCUGUGGUUAUUUGUCUUCAGCUCUGAGUUCAAACCCCUCAUACCUGAGAGAGCUGGAUCUGAGCUACAAUCACCCAGGAAAGUCAGGAGUCCAUCUGCUCAACCACAAACUGCAGGAUCCAAACUAUAAACUGCAGAUACUCAAUUUGGAUCAUGGAGGAGAGAUCAGGAUGACACCAGGACUACGAAAGUAUGCCUGUGAUCUCACACUGGAUCCAAACACUGCAAACACUCGACUCAUUCUGUCUGAGGAGAACAGGAAGAUCACAUGUGUGAAAGAUCGUCAGCCGUAUCCUGAUCAUCCAGACAGAUUUGAUGAGGAUCCUCAGGUUCUGUGUGUUGACAGCCUGACUGGACGCUGUUACUGGGAGACUGAAUGGAGUGGAGAUGAUGCUGAAAUAUCAGUGACAUUUAAAGGAAUCAACAGGAAAGGAAAGAUAGAUGACUGUAAAUUUGGAUCCAAUGACAAAUCCUGGAGUCUGUUCUGUUCUGAUAACAGAUUCACUGUCUGGCACUAUAAGAACUACACUGAUAUACGUACUAUCUGUUCAUCCUCUAAUAGAGCAGGAGUGUAUGUGGACGUGUCAGCUGGCUCUCUGUCCUUCUACAGCAUCUCUGACACACACACACUCACACACUUACACACAUUCAACACCACAUUCACUGAACCCCUCUAUGCUGGAUUCAGGCUUGAUUAUGAUUCUUCAAUUUCUCUGUGUCAGAUUAAACAACACACACACUUGUAAAUCCUCUUUCUAAUGUUCACAUGCACACAAUUUCAUCGAAUCUGACAUUACAUUUGUAUUAAUUCAUUUUUAAUUAGUUUUUCAUUGUCAUCUAGAAGUUAUAAAUAAAUUUCAUUAACAUACUAAUAAAGUUGCUUUGAUAUUUAUAUUUGAAACUGAUCAUCAAAUGUAAUUAAAUUACAUGUAUGAUUCGUUUACUGAUGAACUUGUUUAUGAAUCACUGAUGUGAACUGAUGACCGUAUGUAUAUUCAUGAAUGUGAUUGAGAUCAGCAGAAUGAAACACAGAGGCUGAAUUGACUCAGAAUGAAUCCGUCUCCUGAUCGUUUGCUUUAUUUUUCUGUCUGUGCUGAUUUAACACUCAAUUUACUAAAUGUAUUCUGUACAAACACUCAGUUUUGCUGCUGAACACAGUUGAUCUCGCUGUAAUUCCAGUCUUUCAGGAGCUUCAGAGCUUCAAUCUGUUGCUUGAUCACCAGCAUCUCUUCUUCUGAAAUGAUUGUCUUUUCUGCUUUACAGCAGCCUCUGAGCCUCAGCACUCACUGAAAUAUCUUGAGUAAAUAACAUUCACUUUACUGUUGUUGUAGAAUUUUCCUUGUUCAAAAAUAAAUUCCUAGAGAGGUUUUGAAGCCAAUAGACUUUAUUGACUAUACAACAAAGUCGAGUUACGGUUUUCAAAGGUAACUCCCGAUUGUCUGUGUUACACUCGUAUAUAUGUGCCUGAAGCUGUUCCACAGUAUUCCUUAUAUGUUCCAUUGUAUUUUGGGACCGCCAUCUUUUACCAUAUAUGUGUCAAUGAAAGUGAUCAAUAGCUUGUCAUGCAAGUAUUCCUAGCUCCUGAACAAAAAGUCUUCCAUAUAUGGGUUUUUCAAACUUUAAAUAGUUCACUCAGUUUACGGCUCACUGCAAUCCUUAACACACACCUAUUUCACACAAUCAGACUAAUAAUAGUAGAAUAGUUUCUUCUUACAAAUAGGCAUAAUUCUAUGUAUUAUAUUAAUUCAAGAUUAAUAAAAAUCUACUACACUGUGCUUAGUUUGAUCUAAAAAAUAUGCAUUAAUAUAGUGGUUUAUGUCAUGUAUUUUGUAUGAGUGUGCUACCGGUACCUGUGUGACGUCAUCAGCAGUUGAUUUCAGUAAAGAGUCUGAAUCCCAUUGUUACAGCCCUGGUGUCUGUGUCAUUUCAUUAUUUGCCUAUAAAAACAUAUAAAAGAUAUAACAUGGUGGCAGAAGUGGGAUAGAAGUAACAAAAAGCACCACCGUCGGCUUUGUCUCUUCAAGGCAAAUUCGAAUAGUACCUCAUUGCUAGCAGUGUAGCAAAGAAAUCCAAUAGGGUCUGGCUCCAGACAUGCACUUGCAC